AUGAAAGAACUUGACCAAUUAAUCAAGCGCAGUUGCUGGACACCGAUCAGUAUUGAGAAACUGAAACCGACCAAAAGAAAGAAGGCCGUAGAUGCGAUGAUGCUACUUGCCGAAAAGAAUGAUGGCGUAACAAUCAAAGGGCGGUGUGUAUUCAAAGGUAACGAGACCCGGGAUUGGUUGUCUCGUGAAGACACUGCAAGUCCCACAGCUUCGCAUGAAGCUAUUAUCUGCACGGGUGUAAUUGAUGCCCAUGAAGGUAGAAACGUCAUGUCAAUGGAUAUACCUAACGCGUUUAUCCAAACAUUAAUGCCCGAGCAGGAAGAAGGAGAAGAUCGAGUAAUAAUGAAGAUUACUGGGCUGCUGGUCGACUACAUGAUUGACCUAGAUCCGACGUAUCGGGAUUUUGUAGUAAUCAAAAAUGGACGUCAAGUGAUCUAUGUUGUGAUCCUCCGUGCUAUUUAUGGGAUGUUACAGGCUUUGUUGUUAUGGUACCGAAACCUGAGAGCAUCACUGGAAGAAUAUGGAUUCGUGUUUAAUGUAUACGAUCCGUGCAUUGCAAAUAUGAUGGUCAACGAAAAGCAAUUGACUAUCAGGUUUCAUGUUGAUGAUGUGCUAGCGAGCCACAUGGAACAAAGAGUUCUUGAGGAUUUCUUUACAUGGAUAAAUGGGAGAUACGGAGGACUAAAGGAAGUGACUUGCACACAUGGACGAGUUCACACCUACCUGGGAAUGACAUUGGAUUAUUCAAAGAAAGGCAAGCUGAAGAUUCGAAUGGACGAUUAUGUUCAAAGAAUGCUUGACGAAUUUUCUGUCAAGUUUAAAGUGGAUGACAAACAGGAAACACCUGCUGGCAAUAAUUUGCUGGAGGUAGGAAAAGGAAAACUAUUGGAUAAAGAUCAACAGACCGAGUUUCACCAGUUUGUUGCAAAACAUUUGUUUUUGACUAAACGCGCGCGUCUGGAUAUGCAUCCGACGGUGGCAAAUUUGGCAUCACAAGUUCAAAACCCAAAUCAGAGUGAUUGGCAUAAACUCGUGAGACUUAUGAGAUACAUGCACUCUACCAAGAAAUGGCAUCUCACGCUGAGCGCUGACAACCUUCGUGUAAUGAAGUGGUAUGUUGAUGCGUCUUUUGCAGUUCACCCUGACUUUAAGAGUCACACAGGAGGAGUGAUGACCAUGGGUGGUGGAGCCAUGCAGGCUAUGUCCAAGAAACAGAAGUUAAACAGCCGCAGCAGUACACAUGGAACUAAUUGGAGUAGAUGA
Cylindrotheca closterium is the source of this 1263-nucleotide messenger RNA. NCBI's taxonomy places the organism in Eukaryota, Bacillariophyta, Bacillariophyceae, Bacillariales, Bacillariaceae. The record is from the annotation of a GenBank genome assembly.